UGCUGCUGUGUGUGCAGAGGCCACUCCUCCCUGUGUGUGUGUGUGUGAGCCGUGGUAUAAAACACACACACACAGGUUGCCGCACGCUGACUUUGUGUUGGCUGUUGUGGGAGCUGACACCAUGAAGGCUGCUGUGCUCGUGUACUUUGCUCUUGCAGUGCUGUCGCUGACUGGCACCGCCGCGGCCGCCAGACCGCCGGCAACGGAGACGCCCGCAGCCCCAUUCAGCCCCAACAGCCCCACCCCCACACCCAAGACCACCACCACCACCCCUGCACACAACGCCACCACCCCUGCACACAACGCCACCACCCCUGCACACAACGCCACCACCCCUGCACACAAGACCACCACCCCUGCACACAACGCCACCACCCCUGCACACAACACCACCACCCCUGCACACAACACCACCACCCCUGCACACAACACCACCACCACCCCAACAACCACACCUCGACCGGCGCCUACACCAAGCGCCAACCUGACAGUGGGGAACUACACCCUGAUGAAGGGCAAGGCGGUGUGCCUGAUGGCCAUGAUGGCGCUUCAGAUCCGGGUGCAGACGCCAGAGGCCAAUGGAACCUUCAUCGUUCAGCCGAACAAGACGAAGACCCAAGGAGGCUGUGGAGACACCACGGCCAACCUGACGCUGGCCUUCAAGGAGGGCUUCAUCACGUUCCUCUUCAACAAGAGCGUCGCGGACGACGCCGUCUACGUCAACGAGCUGCGCUUCAGGCUGUCCUACUCCUUCGUCGGCGGAGGUAAUGCAGAUUACCAGGCCGACAACAGCUCGGUGCACCUGUUUUCCGCCCGGGUGGGCCACUCCUACUCCUGCAGGGCCCAGUCGCUCAGCAUGGGCAAAGGACUGUACCUGGACGUGGACCAGGACCGGAUGCAGGCCUUCAACCUGACCAAGGCCAACGAGUUCGGCACUCCCGACCACUGCCCGGCCGACCAGUCGGACUACCGCGUGGCGGUGGGCGUGGGCGUGACGCUGCUGGUGCUGAUCGUGGUGGUGGUGGUGGUCUACCUGCUGGGCCGCCGGCGGAGGACCGACGGCUACCAGUCCCUGUGAGCGCCACGGCGCCCCCUGGAGACACUGGGACUCUUUCUUCUUUUGUUUUUUUCUAGGGAGCUAAAGGGCCUGAGCUGCAAAGCGUCUGUUGUUUAUUGUGUUUUUUUUUUGUCUCAGCUUUCUGGAGUUACUCUUCUUGCCAGUGUUUGUUUGCUCGGAGGCUGCAGGUCACGUUUCUUUUGUCGUCCUCUGAAAAGUUUCUGUAAAGUCCGACCAGCUGAUACCACAAGAACAGGAAAGUCCGGUUGUGGGAAUUUAGUUGUUCCCUCUUAUAAAAAAAAUUUGCAUGGAACGAAACAAACAACCGUUACUGUCCUACUAAAACUCAGUUUUCAUGCUGAAGUAUGUCGGAGAGGAAGUGUUUCAAAGUCAACAGUGGCAAACCUAAACACUCAGAUUAGCAUGCCCGGAGAUUUUAAUCCACUUACAUCAACUGUCUUUGGCAAAUGUUUUUAAAAAUGGAGAUUUUGAUAUUUUUUAUUGUAAUUUUAAUAAGUGUGAAAAUGUUUUAGAUGCACUAAAAAUCCCUCAAACACAACAGAACGAAUAGGAUAUUUAAAAAAAAAAAACAUCAAUUUAAUUUGUCAAAGGUGAAAGUUGAGUUUGUCUUUUAUCCUCCAGAAAAUGAAAUUAAACUAAUGAAACUAAAUAUGUUUUUAAUUCCAAACGGUCUCAGUUGAACUGUUUGCUGUAGGCGAGUUUCAGACCUCAGCGGGUCUCUUCUGGUCCAGGAUCAGUUCAGUCCUGGACUCACUGUGUAAAUACUGCGUAAACUGAACGACUGUCAGAAUGUAUUCCUGCACUUCAAGGAUUUACAGCCUGAAAAGAGGCUCCACUGCUUCAAAUACAUCCUUUGCACCAAGAAGCAUUUAUACAUCUUGGAGUCUGUAAAUUAGCUUCAGCCUUGCUAGCUUGAGCAUCCUUGAUACCUGCAGGCCCAUGUUGGGACAUAAUGCACUAAAUGAAGGUCAACCUGAUGCCGUCACCUCCUGGGGAUUGAGCCGUUCAGCUGCACAGUUCAUGCUAUUAUAGGAAAUAAUAGAAAAUAAGCCGAUCCUUCUCAAUUCCUGGUGAGAGUUUUCUUUCCCACGUUUUACUAUUUUCUUCAAUUGAUCAUUAACUUAGAGUAAACCAAACAUUGAAGUGCGGGUUGAGCCGGUGUCGGCGAGGAUCUCAGGGCGGCUGCAGCUCCUGGUUUUGAUGGAAGCACAGGCUGAUGGGAGACGUGGGCCGGCGUCUGACCUCCUGAUCGAUCGAUCCGGGUCUCGGCAGCGAAGCAGACUCAGGAAACCGCCGCAGGGUUUCGGUCUUGAUCCGCUGAAGCCUUCUACGAAUCACUCUGUUCAGUCUUUAUAGUAUUUAAGUUUCAUUUCCAGUUGAAUUAUUUGAAACGAUCAAACUUUUUCAUGAAAUUCUAUUUUUUCACUGCGUCGUUACCUGAUGUUGGAAUCCUGUGCCAAUAAAUUCUGACAUCCAUGUUACCACA
Molecule: messenger RNA, 2564 nt
Organism: Salarias fasciatus (jewelled blenny)
Lineage: Eukaryota; Metazoa; Chordata; Actinopteri; Blenniiformes; Blenniidae
Gene: cd68
Product: CD68 molecule
Exons: 6
Coding region: 122-1078 (318 amino acids)
Biological process (GO): establishment of protein localization to organelle
Cellular component (GO): late endosome membrane; lysosomal membrane; plasma membrane
Source: RefSeq, a predicted model, not a curated record